CUCACUCGCUUUGUGUAGGGCGGUAGGAUGGUGCCGCUCUUGAUGGAUUGCGAAGAGCCAAUCAGUGCCUUCCGUGGGAUACCGGCAUACAUAGGUUGCCAAUCCGCGGGUUGGUUGCAGCUGUCAAUCAAAACCCGGUUCUGGCUAGUGGGCGGGACGUUCAGUCGACUGUAGUUCCGUCAUCUCGCUCGUCUCCGAGGCUACGGGGGGCCAAUGUUGAUUUGGGUGAAUUCCCGUCGUCGUCGGACCCCGCCGAGGUUUAAUUUUUAAAAGCUGGGUUUAGUAACGAAAAGUGGCGGCUCUUGGGCUGAGAAUAUCGCGUCCCCGCCUCUGGUGUCGUUUUUCUUUAGGCUGGGGAGAGGUGGGGAGCCGGGGGGGCUCGUUCGGCGGGGGCUGCAAGGAGGGACAGGCGAAGACUGGAUCCUCCGUGUUCAGGCCAUCUGCGCCGAGCUCGGCCUUACGGUCCAGUGAAGCCCCAACGACCGAGAUACCUCAAAGGUAUCCUCCCCGUGGAUUUGAGCUAUAUAUCGGUCGCCCGUUGCUGAUGACUGAGUGAGUGAGCCCGCUUUACCAUCUCGUCUCGCCCUGGCACCGCAUCAGCAUCUGCCAGGCUAUUAAAGACCAAGACCUCGGAGUUAACGCUUGGUGCUUUUGGAUUUAGAAAAUACCGAUCAGACCUAAUCGAGAUUAGACCGGCUUGAGAAGGCUGCAGGGCGGCCAAAAAGCCACGGAUCUCCCGUUGACAGGUUGUCAUCAUGGGCAACGCGCCCACGGCCAGGAAGGGCAGCGAGAUGGAAAGCGUCAAGGAAUUCCUUGCUAAAGCCAAAGAGGACUUCCUCAAAAAGUGGGAGAAUCCUGCACAGAACACUGCUUGCCUGGAGCAGUUUGAGAGGUUGAAAACCCUGGGCACGGGCUCAUUUGGUCGUGUUAUGCUGGUGAAGCACAGAGAAACGGGACAACAUUAUGCGAUGAAGAUCCUCAACAAGCAGAAGGUGGUCAAGCUCAAGCAGAUAGAGCACACUCUAAAUGAGAAGAGGAUUCUUCAGGCUGUCAGCUUCCCUUUUCUGGUGCGGUUAGAGUACUCAUUCAAGGACAACACUAACCUCUACAUGGUGAUGGAGUAUGUGCCAGGUGGCGAGAUGUUUUCCCAUCUACGGAGAAUUGGCAGAUUUAGUGAGCCUCACGCUCGGUUCUACGCUGCUCAAAUCGUUCUGACCUUUGAGUAUCUCCAUGCUUUGGACCUGAUCUACAGAGACCUGAAACCUGAAAACCUGCUCAUAGACCAACAGGGCUACAUACAGGUUACAGAUUUUGGCUUUGCCAAACGUGUGAAGGGCCGGACCUGGACACUGUGUGGCACCCCAGAAUAUCUGGCUCCAGAGAUCAUUCUCAGCAAGGGGUAUAACAAAGCAGUAGACUGGUGGGCACUGGGUGUACUCGUCUAUGAGAUGGCAGCAGGGUACCCACCUUUCUUUGCUGAUCAGCCCAUUCAGAUCUAUGAAAAGAUUGUUUCAGGGAAGGUUCGUUUCCCAUCUCACUUCAGUUCAGACCUGAAAGACCUCCUAAGGAACCUGUUACAGGUGGAUCUCACAAAACGUUAUGGAAACCUCAAAAAUGGGGUCAAUGAUAUCAAGGGACACAAGUGGUUUGCAACAACUGACUGGAUUGCCAUUUACCAGAAAAAGGUGGAAGCUCCCUUCAUCCCCAAGUUCAAAGGACCAGGCGACACCAGCAACUUCGAUGACUACGAGGAGGAGGAGAUUCGCGUCUCCUUCACUGAGAAAUGUGCCAAGGAGUUUGCUGAGUUCUAGAGUUAGAGAGCAAGAGAGGAAGAAAGAAGGAAAUAGGGAGAGUCAAAGGUAGGCUGGUCAAGUGGGAGACGUAAGGAGAAAGUACUGUCUCCUGUCCAAUCACAAGCACCAGCUACAAAGAGGAAAAAUCGGAUAGAGAAGGGAAAAAGAGCAAGGAGACUGAUAACCAGCAGUGUUGCCUUUUCUGUUGUGUUUUUGUUGUGUUUUAUUUAUUAUUCUGUCUUAUUUAUGGAUCCCUUUAUAAUGAAGGUGUGCUUCAUGGGUGUUGAGAAUCCAACUAAUUUGGAGUUGCCUCUACACAUUUUCACCCGAGAUCUUCCCUUUUCCUUUUUUUUAAUCCAUCUUUUAGUCAUAUUCGCACCGCAGCAAAGAGAAAUCAGUCUGUCUGUGCUGAUCUAGUCCAGUCUCUUAGUCAUUACAUGAAGACUAAUGAGUUUUGUGCAAGUUUAGGUCUCAGUCUGGACAAAAGUUUCUUAAAUUUUAACCAACAACUGGCUAACAUGCUCUUUGUUUUUUUUAAGCAGGAAGGGCAUGUAAGUAGCAGGUUUAAUAAAUCUUGCACACAUAUGUACUUUCACCUCAGAUGACUUUACAUUUUGCAGUUUUAUCUCAAUUUUUCCUUCAGAAUUUAAACUUUUACCCUUUCAUAUCAUAGACACACGACAUAACUUAAGGCUUGAUGGGCCAACAAAAAAACAAAAAAAUGGAUACAUUGUGUGUGCAAAAUAAAUUUCAGCGAGAGACAGAUGAUGUUUUAAGGGAAAAAAAGUCAGUUACGUUUACUGUGUAACUAUCCAUCUACCGUUCUUAUCAUUGUUAGAAUUAGUGCAUAUCUACGGUACUCCAUUUUAAAUGUUAUUAGAUACUAGUGGCUCCAAUGAUAUCAUGUCACGCUAACAAACAAGGAAAUAUGAGUAAAGGGAUGGAAUUAACUCAGUUUUUAAGGGCGUUUUAAAGAAACACCGUAACGUAAUGGUAUCUCAGGUUUGAACAUAUCACUUAAUAGACAUUUUAUUAACAUACAGCGUUAGGAUCGGCAGGUAAAUCUGUGAUAUGGAUUUGGGAAUUUAAAGUUCUGGUUCAAAUUAAAAGUAACAAAAGGGAAUAUUCAGACUUUUGGUUAGCGUCUUCCACAGUUUGCCCUUCCAGAAGAUUUGAUUUUACUAACUGACUCAACAACUUUGUUUUCAUGAAAGCACUUCCUGUCUCGGCUCAGAGUUUACUUAAUGGUCACAGUGAUUCUGCUUACUGAAUCAAGCCUUUGGCCCUUGAUUACUCCAACUGAAAGAGACCGCUUGAGGCAAACUACCUCGAACUGCUUCCGGCUGGUGGCCUUCAGAGCAUUUUGACCAGUCACUGAUGGCAGUUUGGAUAGUGCGCUUUUAUGGUCUUCAAUGGAAAUAUGUAUUCAUGUUCACCUCAUCUUAUUACCCAUCCCUUUCUUCUUAUCACUUGUAAAGUAGGACCACACUCCAUGUGACAGUCUUAUAUGUGACAGCAGCUCUGUUACUGUUUAUGUGUUUUAAACAUGCACAGUUUUUUUGUUUCGUUUUGUUUUUUGUGUGUUGGUGAUGAUGUAAAGAUGACUGGCACUCCAUUUAACAAGUUAGUGAAAGCUAGAGCGCCUGGCGGUGAAUCGAGCUAAUACCGAGAAGAGAGAAAAAUAAUCAUAGCGCACGGUAUACAACCUGCUGAUUUGAAGAAUACAACAAAUAGCACUUUUGGUAUUCAGUGUCUCCUUGGCUCCUGAGCUAUGGUGACAGAAUAUUUCAACAAUGGCCAGAGAGGGUCGUUACUGUAGGAUUUGUUCAUUCACAAUUUAUGAGAUAAAACAAAGUGACACUGAUGUUGGUUUCAGACAUCAAAAUGCCUUCUUUAUUGCUGUAAUUUAAUGUGCCACAAUAAUGAUGAUUUCCUAAUUUGAUUAAUACAGGCGCCUUGGUUUUUCUCCCAUCGUUAUAAACUGGAUAAUAUAAAUUCACAUACCUCCCUCGAGUCUGAAACAGUUCAGUUACCAAAAAAUAUAUAUAUAGCAAGCAUUUUCUCCAGGAUACACAUUUGUUAUGUGUAAUGGUUUGUGUCUAUCAUUUGUAAUAUGGAAUAAUACUCAAAAUAACCCUAGAAAUUAAAGGGUUAAAGCCCCCCCCCCCCCCCCCCCCUUUGGCCCCCACGGCUAAUUGUCCACUUGCCAUAUUUACUUAUCAACACUCUUUUCCCACUCUGUGCAUGACCCCAGGUUUUCAGUGUGGUAAUUUGUUUUAAAAAAAAAGAUCAAUUUGAGAAUGUGCAUCACAGAAGCACAGCGUCAGCUGAAGGUCUUAAAGGACCACUCCGGUGAUUCAGCUUUACUGUUUAUUAAACUUGCAUCAGAGGCUACGUUAUCUUAUUAGUGCCUUGCAUGGGUCAAGCUCCAAAAAACAAAGUCCUACAUCUCCCACAUCCUUUGAAUUCUGCAUAAAUGUACAGUUUGUAAUGCAGGCUGUUUGUGACUCUGCAAGGCCUGUCAGGAGUACACGGGUGAUGUGGUGUAUUUAAUUUCCUUUUAUUAGUUUAUUUAACAGAGAGAAAGAGAGAUCAACGGAAACAGGAGGCACCAUUUCAGAAUAAAUGGAGUAGGACAAUAAUGCUGGGUCACUUUUAAGGCUACUGGAUAUUGUGCUUGUGUGUGGCAUAGUCCCAAAAGUAAAGUUAAAUGAUCCACAAACCAACUGCCACAGUAAGCCUGGGGCUUCACAGAGAAAUUAGUCACUUACAAGGCAACUAACAUGGAUCCGACAUGUCUCUCCUGUAUUAAUGUUUCCCCUUCUUUCUCACUGAGGCAGAUUAACCAGCUGAAAAACUCCAGAUUUUAUCAAUGAAUCUGACGCCAAAAUCAUACAGGCAGAUAAAUGGUGGCAAGAGCUGCAAGCUGUAAGCCUAGUUGUAGUCAUCAGCUGGCUUAUUGGUUAAUUUAAAAACCAUUAUUAUUAUUAUUAAACUGUUUACAUCACUUGUUGAGGUUUCACAUUCGCUGUAUUUCCUCCAUGUCAGGUUUAAUGUUGAAUAUAUCAUCAUGGACAAAAUGUUUGAAGUUAUAAUACAAUAUUAUUAUGUGUCUCCUCGAUGUUUUUGCAGUGAUACAACUUCCUCUCCAUGCAGGCACAAUGCUGGUACAUACUGUCGCACUUUUUAGGGAAAUGAGACCCCAAUAUAAACCAUAUUAACCCCCGCCACAGACAUACUACACACACACACACACAUACACACACUGCAAAGGGAAGCGUCUAAAGUCACGGAAACGGUGACAUAAAAACACGAAGUGUAAUAUUUUGCAACAUGAGUAUCAUUCCAAUAAAGUUUUACUUGUAAAAUUC
Messenger RNA from Oreochromis niloticus (Nile tilapia), 5164 nucleotides. RefSeq names its product protein kinase, cAMP-dependent, catalytic, alpha, genome duplicate b (gene prkacab). Bases 756 to 1811 code for a protein of 351 amino acids. Gene Ontology annotation, molecular function: cAMP-dependent protein kinase activity; protein kinase A regulatory subunit binding; ATP binding. Gene Ontology annotation, biological process: protein phosphorylation. The record is from RefSeq and is a predicted model, not a curated record. Gene Ontology annotation, cellular component: nucleus; cAMP-dependent protein kinase complex; cytosol. Lineage: Eukaryota; Metazoa; Chordata; Actinopteri; Cichliformes; Cichlidae. The transcript is spliced from 11 exons.